Messenger RNA from Exophiala mesophila, 2490 nucleotides. RefSeq lists its product as uncharacterized. The coding region runs from base 396 to 1979 and encodes 527 amino acids. The record is from RefSeq and is a predicted model, not a curated record. The transcript has 2 exons. Lineage: Eukaryota; Fungi; Ascomycota; Eurotiomycetes; Chaetothyriales; Herpotrichiellaceae.
CCUUGACUCUAUUCCAUCAAUUGACUUUGACUUGGGCACUUGACUCCAACUUCCAAGCCAGUCACGCAGUCACUUGCAGUCACUCACACAGUCACGCCGCCAGUCGUGCCAGUCUUUAUUCUCCCUCCACAUCGUUGUUGCCGCAUGUCAGGGAGCUGCUUCCCUAUCUAUCAGACAUUAGAAUUGCUUCUGCCCGCGCCCAGUUGCUCUCAUUCCAACCAACUUUACACAGUCAACUUUUGCUUGUUUCGCUUGUCACUCCUAGCGAUACUUGUUCUUUCGCUCACGGUCGUCUUGUAUGACCAUGAGAGCACCCUCAGCCGAUCCAGCAGCCCAUUGUACUGCUGCUGUAGUACACCGCAUCUAAAGGUGGACUUGACCCCGCCAGGAAUGAGAUGGAUCGCAGGCCGGCCUCAGAUCCGUCCUUCUGGCAUUAUCUGAUCAAAGACCAGAGGGCGACCGAACAACUUGAUCAGCUAUGUCAUGGUCUUGCGCAAAUCAUUUCCAAGCUCGAACCUGGCACAGAUGGAGAAUUGAGCCCCCAAAGAUUGGCCAACUUUUACCGCAUUGCGGGAUGCAACCUUGACUCAGUCUUCCUCGACCUCUCGCACGCUACCCUGUCUUUUAUGUACGCGACACUGGGUUGUUUCCACAGCCUCCAGCCCAGCCCGUCGCCGUUUAAACCCCCUCAAAUUCCCUGUUUGACUCCUGCGGGGUUCUCUCGAUGGAUCACCAUCCAAAUUAUGCUUGUCCCGGAGACGCAUGUCGGCUUGUUACAACAGGCGGUUCGGAUAUGGGAUGUUCCAGGCCCAAAUGGCACCGUCUUCCCCAAGUACAUUCCCCAAGAUGUCUUCCCGAACAAACCUGAUGAAGAAAUGGAACAGUGGUAUAAUUCUACCACGGAAAAACUGAAGCAGGGCCCUCAACAGCGACGCAUCAAAAAUUCGCCCUACCAAUCUCCUCAUCUGGAUCCUCAGGAUCGACGGGACGGCUACUUUUCUUCCUCCCUGGCUGGUCGGCCAUCGAGGCUAUCGCGAAGCAGUUCACGAGAUGACAAGGACCAAAUGGCUGCCUUGUACCGAAGACGAAGCAGCGUGCCGGAUGUCCCAUCUCCCCACGGCGACAGGGGCUCACGUUGGGAUGGCAGGACCCAGGAAGCAUUGAACAAGAGCAGAAGCCAUUCCGCUCAACGUCCGACUUUCCCACCAUCUCGUCAUCGGUCACAUACCACCACUGGUAGUCCCACGCAAUCCAGAUAUUCUACGAACCCUCCCCCUAAAAGCCACUCUUCUAGAAGACACCACGCUGAGCCGUCAGGUCGGCCAUUCUCUGACUACAACGGUCCCCACCGUUCGCCGGCCAGAACACCCUCGACCGUUGACGAGAACACGGGGAGUGAAGCGAGUUCCGAGAAUUCGCAGCUCAAUCGACGCUCCAGGAGACCCGACGAAGGACGUAAAAGUCGGCGGAGUUCGUUGUGGCCCCCGUCUUUUUUGCGAUCACACAAAAGACGGCAUUCUUCCGACGCAGGCUAUCGAGGCUCUUCGAGGUACGAUCCACCUCUGCGCCCAGAAUAUUAUGCGCUACGACCCAUCGAGUCUUCUAAUCAGCCUGGCUACCGUGGAUCGGGCCCGCCUCACUUCCGAGAGCCUACGUGGGAUAGUGAUCCCGCAAGAUCCAACCCAGGCACGCUGAAUCAGGUGCAUUCUUAUGUUGACCCUCGAAGCGCAUCGACGCGCUACCAAGAGCAACCUGAUUUUUAUUCUCUGCGCAGAGAGAGCAGUAGCGGGAGUGGAACAGAGAAUCGACAUCGUGCUUCUGAUAUGGAGAGAAACGCGCAUCGCAGACCAGGGGCCACGCCGUCGAGAGUGACGACCGUGUCUGGAGUGCAUGGCAGGAAGUAUCCUGAUGCACUGGGCCCCAUUGAGAGACACCGAGGACCGGGUCCUCCUCGAAGUGGUAUCGCGGCAGCGGUUUGAACGCGGGUUUGACCAACCCAGGCGGCUGAGAUGAAGUCAGACCGCCAUUUCACAGAAAUGCUAAUUGGGCUUGGCACGAGACCAAGUGCUCAGUUUAUAUGCCUCCCAAGGUUCGCCAGGAUACGAAUCAAUGACCUUGAUGCCCGAAAACGGAAUGAUGAAAUAUACGGGAUGAUGAUAACGACGUCGUGAAAUGAAACGAUAGAAAUGCAAUGGUUUAAGUCAUGGAAACACGUGGUGGGUGGUUGAAAAGAUUUGUGUCUACUGGGCGGGUUUUUGGAUGGUCGAAUUGGCACCGGAAAUAUAGGCAUGGUUGGUGUCUCUGGUGGCAGACUUGAGGGGAAACCCGGGCGGCUUUGGAGAGGCACAUGGGACGGGAGAAGAGGUUGCUGGGCGUCUUUGCCAGUGUUUUACCUACCACACAUAGUUUCCAUGUUCAGAGACUUACGACUACAGCCGAUGAAACAAUGUGCCAUGUCAACAGCUCAUGGCGCGCAUGCAGAUAACUUCU